AUGUUCAGCUCAUCAACUAAUAGUUUCGGAAGCAAUGAUCAACAACCAGCAGGUUUCAGCUUUGGUUCAAGUAGUGCUACUGCUACUACUGAUCAACAGCAACCAUCAUUUGGUACAACCGGCAAUACUUCUGGUGGAUUCAGCUUUGGAGAAACAUCCCAACCAGCCACUACUCAACAACCAACUGGAGGAUUCAGCUUUGGAUCAUCACCAACUACUACUACCACUACUACUGGAUUCGGAAGCUUUGGUUCCCAACCAGCCACUCAACCAAGUUUUGGUUUUGGGACUACUACAGGAAAUUCUCAACCUACCACUACUGGCUUUGGAUUAAGUCAACUAACAACUACUCAAUCUAUAACUCAACCACCCCAAACAGGUUUCGGUUUUGGUGCAACUCAACCACCUACUGUUACUGGAUUUGGUGCUACUCAACCACAACAAACUGGAUUCGCUUUUGGCACAACCACUACUGAGCCAACAUUUGGUUUCACUUUUGGUGCAGCAACAACUACCAAUCUUGCUGGAUUUAUUACCAUCCCACAACAUGGGUCAUUUGGUGGUUAUCAAAGCAAUGAUUUUCAUGAUUUAAAUAUUGAAAUUUAUGAUGAAAAUGGACUUUUUACUACAAUCAAGACUCAUAGAAUCAAAGUUGGACAAAAUAAUGGAUUAUUAUCUCAGUUGGUAAAGAACAGUACCAAGAAAAAUGAUGUAUUUACCAUAGAAUUAGCAACAUCUUUCAUUCCAGAAUCAAAGUUUGGAAGAAUCAAAGCUAUUGCUUUACAACAUGCUAUUAGUUCCUAUUUUGAAUCAUCCAAUGCAAAAGUAGAAGAUAUUUUACAAGUUAUGCUUGUGAUGGAUUACUUUGGCAUUCCAACAUUCCAAACAUUAGUCAAUCGACUUUACUCAACCUUUAAACUCUCAGAAUAUUGUGCACGUGCGUAUCUCAGAAGUUUCAACAAUUUCUUUUCAACCUAUUCACUUCCUCACUCUACAGAAACAUCUUCCUACUUUACCUUGUUUAAAAUUGCAUUCAACACCUUGGUAGAUGGAAAGGAUUUAGAAAAUCAAAUGGUUAUCAAGGAAUUGAACAGACAAUUAUUUGAAACUCAAAUCAAAAAGGUGGUCACUGCAACAGAGUUACCAAAUAUUUUGAGUGCAAUUGAUGUUUGGGUUUUACAUAACUUUGCUUCGUUGAGAGAGACACUCUCCUAUGAAGUCUGCACUCUGGUUGACAAUCUCCAUAUCAAUAAUAUCGAAACCGUUUUAAUGAUGAUCCAAUUACUAAGCUGUAAUUCCCCACAAUUUUAUUUUAUUAGUGCAAUUAGUCCAGAGUGGAAAUUGAAACUCAUUAACAAGUAUGCCAGUUGCAAUCCAGUCCAACAACCACAAGCUCAACCAGGUGGAUUCAAUUUUGUUUCAACUCCAGUACAAACUCAACAAACCCAACAAACUCCAUUUGGUUUUGGAUAA
Naegleria gruberi is the source of this 1473-nucleotide messenger RNA. RefSeq names its product nucleoporin nup98. The transcript has a single exon. The record is from RefSeq and is a predicted model, not a curated record. Bases 1 to 1473 code for a protein of 490 amino acids. NCBI's taxonomy places the organism in Eukaryota, Heterolobosea, Eutetramitea, Acrasida, Naegleriidae.